CGAUGGAAGGAGUAUAUAUAUCUACGGCUGAGGUUUUCGUUUAUUUUUUUUUUUCUAUCUUUUUCCUCCUGUAUCGUCCUUUCUUCCUCUAUCGCUGGCUCACUCGCGGAUCGCAACUGCCCACCACACCACAUUCUCCUUGUGAUUCGCCGCGGCUUGGCAGGGAGUCGAUUGCACGGCGGUGCAGGUACUCUUUUCACUAACCAGUAUCAUACCCCAUCUUGAUUGAUAUAUCCCACUUUACUUCACUUUCUCGGGAUAUUGAUUUUCCUAUGUUCUGGUUCGCUUGCCCGCCAUUCCACCACAGUUUACUUUUUCCGUUAUUUCUUUUUUAUCCUAUCUUUCCUCGUGACUCGGGAGGUUCGGUGGGGUGCGGGGGGGCAAGCACUGCCCGCAUUCCACUCUACCACUGUCGUAUGGAUGGAGAGCUGGAUAGUUGAUAUUUUUCUUUGAAUCCGGAAAAGAGCAACAUUCACUUGGGGACGAAGUGCAAAUCAAAUCGCGAAACACUGGAUGCAUAUGUAGCGGUGAUAUAUUCGUACAGCAACUGGUACCUGGACCAGCAAACCGUUAAAAGUGCAGUUUGCGCAUCGCCUCGACGAUUCCGUGCUUGAUCCCUGCAAUAGUUUAUCGGGGGGGGGGGGGUGGUUGUGAAUACUCUACCGCGGGGUGGAAGCUAACUCGAAAAAAGGUAUUUGAAUUUGGUAGCCCUGUUUAGAUAUAGAGACUUGAUUGAAGGUGGGUGGUGUGUAUGCAAUUUGUGGGCAAACAGGAUGCUUGCAACCCAUUGGCUUCUUUUCUUUUUCCUCUUUUUCUGGCUUUCGCUUUCUUAGGUUCUUUUGCUUUACUUGCUUUAUUUCUUGUUUUACCCUCCAUUGUUUUGUGGUGUUUAUGUUUAUAUUCUCUGACUGUUGCUUUUCUUUCUUUUUUUUUCCCUCUUUUUACUGGGUUCUGUUUGGGGGGUCAAACGGGAGUGGGGAGGGGGAUCAUUAGCUGUGUACAAAUCGCGGUGUUCCCGAAUGAAAGAAUGCUUUCCUACCGCGCCGAUAUUGCGAUAUUUGGGAUCUCCGGGGCCAUCCCAGGCCGGGGUGUCACUAACUGGUUCUAUUGUAGUUGCGGCGAAUUCAUCGACUGGUUCUCUGUGCUUUUCCAUGGACCGAAUAAUAGUAUUUUGCCAGUCCCCACACCGGUCCUCCCAUAGCCCACACUGUGGGAGCGGCAGUUUGGGCGAGCGAAAAAUAUAUGCUGACACCGACAUACUGCCCAGGGCCCUGUCAGUUAGAGGCCAAAGACUAGGGAGAUAGAAGUGGGGGGCGGUGGGAUGGUGGGAAGGGAGGACACAGCUUGGGACUCAUAGGGUGAAUAGUAGGAAAAAUUACUCGACUAUUAAUGAAUUACCACAAGGGGAAUCAGGUCACCAUGAUCACGGGUUAUGCGGGUAAUGUAUCUCUUGGAUACACAGCAAAAAAACUCAUUGGCCGAAGCAACAGGCGGGGCAGCCGUCAGAGCGGAGAAGACUGGGUCUCGACGUGGCCGUAGUGACUGUGAUGUACUGUAGGUCAGGCGCCGGGGUUCGAUUUUUAUUUUUUUGAAUAAUUAGCAGCAUUUUGAAUAGAGCCUUGUACAACCACACCCUCCCCCGUGAGUGAGUGAGUGCCCUUCAUCCAUCACUACUGUAUCCUAUUUGACUUGGCGAGGCUGAGAGCCUUAAAACCUCAAGCAACCGCUCCCGGUUACCGUAGUUGACGAUUACAAGACUUUAUAAACUCGGCGAGCGCUCUUCUUCAGACUCCCUCGAAACCCGAAAGUGUCAAAGCGUACAAAUACCCACAGUCUUGUCCUUCCAACUCCACAGCACAGAAUUGCUACGGCUAUCUCUUGCACAUAACAGCUUUCGUCUCUCACUUCCAACACCGCCAGAGCCAACACUCCCUCCAUACGAUAUUCAAGAUGACCAAAGCUUGGGACCGAGAGAAGGCGAGGAUGCAUGAACUGUGAUUGCCUCCUCCAUUCUUUGUCCAUUCAAAAGUGGCCUACCUAGCUGACAUUUGAUAGCUACAUGGUGCGCAAUAUGAAAUUGUCACAAAUGCAAGAAAUUAUGCUGAAACAACAUAAUUUCAGCGCAAGGUAAUUCCCGAAAAGCGAACCCUGGGGGAAAAAAAAAAAAAUUCAAAAAUUGAAUCGAAGGUAUACUAAUGCUUACAAAAUAGUGAGCGAGCAUACAAGCAGAAGUUUAAGGAAUGGAAAUGGUUCAAGAAGACUCCGGUAGGUUCUCGACCUCCUUCCCCGCCUGCCCCACCCGUUUGCUCUUGGGAUGUUUCAGUAUGAGUUUUUUGUGGGUGUCUCGGACGAAAGAGAGAGAGAGGGAGAGAGGGAGAGAGUGGACAAAAAGCUUAUUCGAAACUCCCAGCGCAACCAAAGUGUAAAUCCUGAGGCGAUGAUCAACAUUGGGCGACCACCGGCGACUUCACGUCCGUACCCACAUCCCGGCGCAGACCUACGAAGGUGUUCGGACUCGAGCUCGUUAAACAGCAUGGACCACCACCAUAGCCAGAUGUCGCCCCCAACAUCAUAUGCCGACCCAAGCGUAAGCCCCGAACAUGGAGUUUAUCCAGCUUCUCAACACGGCUUGUUGAGCUUGGGAUCCGUCCACAGUCCACCACCGAUAGUUCGAGAUACCUAUCAAAUAUCGCUACCGCCGGUGUCGGAGAUACAGUUGCUGCCCUUCAAAGAGACUGUAAAGGAGAGUGUAAGGACGGCUCAGAUCCACCUGGACUCGGGGGAUAUGGAAGUUGCAGGCGAUUACCUUGAGCAUGCCUUGAAAACUCUGCAGUGGUUGACUUCCAAGGGGUGUCGGUAG
This is a messenger RNA of Tuber aestivum (summer truffle), 2860 nucleotides long. The record is from the annotation of a GenBank genome assembly. Lineage: Eukaryota; Fungi; Ascomycota; Pezizomycetes; Pezizales; Tuberaceae.